Messenger RNA from Botrytis byssoidea, 2418 nucleotides. RefSeq lists its product as uncharacterized. The coding region runs from base 1 to 2418 and encodes 805 amino acids. The transcript has 5 exons. Gene Ontology annotation, molecular function: DNA-binding transcription factor activity, RNA polymerase II-specific; DNA binding; zinc ion binding. Gene Ontology annotation, biological process: regulation of DNA-templated transcription; DNA-templated transcription. The record is from RefSeq and is a predicted model, not a curated record. Lineage: Eukaryota; Fungi; Ascomycota; Leotiomycetes; Helotiales; Sclerotiniaceae.
AUGCAUUAUUUCAAUGACUCAAAUACGAACAUUCCAAACUACUCUAAGCCAUCCGAUCAACAAAAGCAAAGUCCUGACACGGCUGAUACUACUCCAUCUCUUCUCCCCCCCUCUAAUAAUCUAGGUUCUGUAUCGCCCGUCCCACCGACGGCUUCAAGCAAUGCAAAUACAUCGACGGGACCCGCCCCACGGAUUCGAAGAAGGAAUCGUAUGAUUACAUCAUGUCUUGAAUGCCGACGACGAAAGCUCAAGUGUAACAAAUCACAACCAUGCAGUAACUGUUUGAAAUUUACUCGAGAUUGUGUGUUUCUUGCACCAGCGCUUGACCAGGCAAGUCAACUUAAGCUUACCGAGAUCAAGGAGAAAGUUGGCUCCCUGGAACGAUUACUAGAACGCGAUGUAGCAAAGCAUUCAAAUCAUUUAUCUUCUAACCAGCGCAUGGCAUUGCCUGAUGAUGCAGAUGAUAAUCUACCUCCAAAUGAGGAUGAAAAGGAUCUAGAGCCGUCGCCACUCGCAUCAGUAGAUGCGGUCUAUGAGGUUGACGGAGACGACGAUGACCUUCUUGAUCUUGGAAUUCAAAUGGGUAAGAUGAGGAUUACAGAACGAAUUGGAGGAUUUUUCCGUCCUAAGAUCAGCCAAGAGCUUGAGCAUGCAAUAAAAGACCCAUAUGUUUGGGGAAAGGAGGAUGAUUCGAUCGGCAUCCACACCUUACCUCCUGCUCAGGAAUGGCUGAAGCCUGGGCUAGCUUAUAUUGCUCCUUCGUCAGGUUUCUUCUUUGGACAGACAGGACAACCAGCAUCCCUCAUAGACUUUCUUCCAUCUCGACUUGCUGCCGAUAGGCUUGUCAAACAAUUCUUUAUAGCUGUCUAUCCCAUCGCACAAAUUUUGCAUCGGCCAUCAUUCGAGAAAGAAUACGACACAUUCUGGGACGAAGUCUCAUUAGGCAUCGAGCCUCCUAAUCCUGUCCAAGCUAUGGUAUUUGCAGUCAUGUUUGCUGGUGUUGUUAGCAUGGUUCCCUCAGAAGUUAUUCGUGACUUUGGUGUCGCAAAACCAAGUUUGAUUGAUAACUUUAGACUGGGUACGGAAACAGCUCUUGGUCGUGCCAAUUUUCUACGAACAACCAAAAUUGAAACACUCCAAGCUUUUGUUUUAUAUUUGAUACCUCUUUGUAGAGCGGAGGUCUCCAGAGCCCAUUCUGUACUUGUUGGAGCGGCCAUUCGUAUGGCCGAAUGUAUGGGUCUCCAUCGUGAUGGAGAGUUCUAUGGGCUAUCACCAUUAGAGACCCACGUACGUCGGCUUAUUUGGCAUCAGCUAUGCUUUCUUGAUAUCAGAACUUGUGAAGCUCAAGGCCCACGGCCUACUAUUCGUCGAGAUGAUUUUGAUACAAAGUUACCACUGAAUGUUGACGAUAUUGAUCUCCAUGCUACUGGAAAACCACCUGAGACUGCAGAUCGUUGGACAGAUGCCACUUUCUCAAUCAUCAGAUUCGAAAUCAACGAAAUGUAUAGAAUAAUCUGGGUUGACCGACCUCGAAUUCAAAUGCGGAAGAUUAGUCUCACAGCCGUUCUUAGUAAGAUAGAGACAUUUCGGCAAAACAUGACCAAGUAUGACAAGCUUAUGGAUGAUAGAGUGCCCAUCCAAAAGUGCGCAAAGCUUGUCAAAUCUGUUCUGCUUUCUCGAAUGCAUGUCAUGCUACUUCAUAGCUAUCAUAGUUCUACACAUUACCGAAUGCCCGACCGUCUACGGAACAUUAUGAUCACUAAUGGCCUCCAUUCUAUGGAAAGUGCAAUAGCUCUAGAGACUACACCAGCGCUCCACAACUGGGAAUGGUAUGGAGGGGCAUUUCAACAAUAUCAUACAGCCUUUCUUCUUCUGAUGGAAGUAUAUGUUCAUCCCCAGAGAAAGGAGGCAAACCAUAUCUGGUCGUGCCUCGAUUAUGUCUUUGAGUGUGACCCUCACCUGCCGCGACUCACCAAAGCAAGAAAGAUUCUUUCUGAAUUGCAACAGAAGACGGCUGUAUAUCAAAGUAUGAGAGGCAUGCGAGCACCGGUGACUAUGAACAAACUUGUUGGCCAGCGGCCUCCUAAGCCAACUUCGGAAGAAGGUCGUGCAACGGGUCCCGUACCGAAUCCCGUACCAUAUUUACUCGGUAAAAUGCCCCUUUCUGACUCAGAUGCAAUAAUCUCGAGUGUUUCAAACGAUGAACACGUCGGGACUUAUCCAACUGGGCGGACUAGUGAAGUAAGCAGUCCAGCUAGCACAAUGGGGCAGCAGAUAGUAUCUCAAUCAUCAAGUGUCAACGACGAUAUUAUGGCUGACAUAGACUGGGAUGCAUUCGAUGCACUAUUUCCACCAGAUCAACAAUCAGAGCUCGACGUUCACAAUUUCUCUUUUUCGAACACAGGUAUUGGCUUAUAA